Closterium sp. NIES-67 is the source of this 1354-nucleotide messenger RNA. NCBI's taxonomy places the organism in Eukaryota, Viridiplantae, Streptophyta, Zygnematophyceae, Desmidiales, Closteriaceae. The record is from the annotation of a GenBank genome assembly.
UGAAGGAGUUGCAGCAGUUCCUAGGCUUCGCUAAUUACUACAACAGGUUCGUGCCACAGUAUGCGAAACUCGCGGCACCACUCAUGAAUCUGUUGAAGAAGAACACGCCCUACAAAUGGGAGACGAAGCACCAGGAAGCCAUGGAGCAGCUGAAACAAGCACUGACUUCCGCACCGGUGCUCAUCUUGCCAGAUCCCGAACGUGACUAUGUCAUUGAAGCAGACGCCAGUGAUCAGGCCGUGGGAGCAGUCUUGAUGCAAGACCAGGGGAAUGGACUGCAACCAAUUGCCUACCUCAGCAAGAAACUGCACGGGGCAGAACUCAACUACCCGAUACACGACAAAGAGGCCCUUGCUAUUGUCAUCGCCUUCAAAGCAUGGAGAUGUUAUCUCGAAGGACGUCAAACAACAGUCUACACCGACCACUGCAGUCUGAAAUAUCUGAAGACACAACCAACCCUUUCCAGGCGGCAGGUCCGGUGGAUUGACUUCCUCGAGACACACUUCCACUACGACAUCGUGUACAAGCCCGGCCACAAAAACAAAGCAGACGCCCUCAGCCGGCCUGCACACGGAUCAACAAAAAUCUGGGUACCCAAUUACCCUCCUUUGCGCCAGUUACUACUCGAAGAAUACCACGAUGUCCUGUACGCCGGACACUUCGGUAGCAACAAGACGCUCACCGGUAUCGCCAAACACUACUACUGGCCCCACAUGGCAGACGACGUCCAGAAAUUCGUCACCUCGUGUGAUACAUGUCAGCGGAUGAAGAGCAGCAAGCAGAAAAAGGCGGGACUACUGCAGCCUCUUCCUGUCCCAGGACAGCCAUGGCAAGUGGUUAGCCUAGACUUCAUCACCGGGUUACCACCUACCUCCAGCGGUCAUGACGCCAUCCUUGUCGUCAUUGACAAGUUCUCCAAAAUGGGACACUUCAUCCCAACACACACGACGGCACGCACCGAGGAGACAGCACAGCUCUUCGUUCGUCACAUCAUCUUACAGCAUGGCAUCCCAACUACACUCAUUUCUGACCGAGACCCCAAGUUCACCAGCAAGUUCUGGAAGGAACUCAUGUCUCUACUCGGCACCAAACUCGCCAUGUCAUCCGCAUACCAUCCGCAGACAGACGGACAGACCGAGCGCCUUAACCAGAUUGUGGAGCAACUCCUUCGAGCAGCCUGCAAGGACGACAUCUCCAAAUGGGACUUGCACCUGCCCGUACUCGAGUUUGCUUACAACAAUGCUACGCAUGCCGCUACUGGACAGACGCCGUUCUUCCUCUGCUACGGACGCCACCCACACACACCACAGAAACCGACAACAUCCGCUACGUGACGUCCUUGAGGACAGGCAGU